GUUGUAUGUUUAACUGCAAACUACUUUCUGGAUCGUAGGGGGCAGCGACCACGACCUGACUGCAAACUGUAACUUCAGCUGUUGUAUUCAGAGCGGCUCCUUGCACUUAGACUGCAAAUGUGAGUGGAAUACUUGAAAAACCUACCAAAAAGUGCAAUAAAAUGGCAGUUAAUUUAAAUAAGCAUCGCGAAACCCUGCUGCAAAGUUGGAAGGACGUUUUGGACGACAAAACCGACACAAACUGGGCCCUUUUCGGCUAUGAGGGACAGACAAAUGACCUCAAACUUGUAAGUAAAGGUUCUAAUGGAAUCGAGGAGCUGACAGAAGAUUUGAAUAGUGGCAAAAUUAUGUAUGCAUUCGUUAAAAUUAACGAUCCCAAAACCUCAUUACCCAAAUUCGUGCUCAUAAACUGGCAGGGCGAGGGGGCGAACACCGUUCGCAAGGGCCUUUGCGCCAAUCACUUAAGGGACGUCGAAAACUUUUUCACCGGUGCUCAUCUGACCAUUAACGCCAGGACCGAGGAGGAGGUGGAACCCGAUCUCAUUAUUACGAAGGUCUCAAAAUCGGGCUCCGCGUACAGUUUUAAGGGCCCUCGAAGUGACACAUCUGGCCCAACUGCGCCGAUCGGUUCGACGUACAAGCGAGUCAAUCCGGUUAAGGAGAUUAACGCGAGGGAGCGCGAUCAAUUUUGGCUGAAAGAAGAACAGGAGGAGAAAAAAAGACUGGAAGAGGAGCGCGUACGUAAGGAAGCGGACCGCUUAAAACGCGAGGAGGAGGUAAAACUCAGGGAGCUUAACGAGGCGGCUCAGCGUGAACGCGUUAGUGCACUACGAAACAGCCAAAUAGCGCAGGUGAAGGAGGCCGAAAAGGUCGCGUUGGAAAGCGAGAGGAGGCGGUCGAUUGAAACUUACAUGGAGGAAGCGGAAUCGAAAGUGAACCAAAGCGAUCUGUUACGUUUGCAGAGGAAUAAGGAGGCGCAAGAACUGAUCUCCCAACGUACGAUUGAUGCACGAUCGAUCUUUGAAAAGAACACGGCAGCUGGGCAGAUAAAGCGCAUUCCUGAAAAACCUGUUAGGAAUUCGUUGCUCAAGGCGCAAGCACAGCAAAGUGAUGUUCAAGGCAUAAAUGAUGUUCAGAAAAUUAUUGAAGAGAAUACUAAACCGAUCGAAGAACCAAGUGAUGACGAAUCUGAUCAAUUCUCCACAAUCAAGCGGUCACCUCGUGACAUCGAAAAGAAGUCGGAGUUUCUCUCCGAGCCAGAAAUGAAUAUAAAGAACGGGAUCAACGAUCAGCUUUACAAGGACAGCAUUUACAGCUCGACACACAUGCAGCAGAUUACUGAUCAACAAUUUGUCGAUGAAGUGAUAUAUCAGGACUUCAGCGAUGGUCCUGGUCUUCAGGCCAGAGCUCUAUAUGAUUAUCAAGCAGCCGAUGACACUGAAAUUACCUUCGAUCCUGGUGAUAUGAUCACAAACAUCGAUCAAGUAGAUGAAGGUUGGUGGCAGGGCUUGGGACCUGAUGGCACCUACGGCCUGUUUCCCGCAAACUAUGUGGAGCUUAUACAGUAAUUUGAUACGCUUAUAAAUGCUCAUUAAUCAUUGUAUUACACUUUCAUUUCGAAGAGAGACUAUGACUUGUAAGGUGCAAUCUGUGCACAAUUUUAUACGAGAUAUUGUUGUAGCUUUAAAGUU
Messenger RNA from Photinus pyralis (common eastern firefly), 1691 nucleotides. It is a transcript of the gene Abp1, whose product is annotated as drebrin-like protein. Gene Ontology annotation, biological process: neuron projection morphogenesis; regulation of actin filament polymerization; positive regulation of dendritic spine morphogenesis. The transcript has 4 exons. Bases 162 to 1568 code for a protein of 468 amino acids. Gene Ontology annotation, cellular component: lamellipodium; postsynaptic membrane; postsynaptic density. NCBI's taxonomy places the organism in Eukaryota, Metazoa, Arthropoda, Insecta, Coleoptera, Lampyridae. The record is from RefSeq and is a predicted model, not a curated record. Gene Ontology annotation, molecular function: actin filament binding.